AAGAAAUUCACAAACAUCAAAUUGCGCCCUCGACUUCUUCUCUUGUGAAUUUCUCUCCUUGCUCACACUAUCGAUAUUCGCCUGUCAUGAGCGCCACAAAGGCCCAGUCUCAAAAGAUCUUUGAGAAGUUAAAAGCGAAACCUGCGAACAAGAUAUGUUUUGAUUGUGGCCAAAAGAAUCCGACUUGGUCGUCCGUUCCUUUCGGUGUCUACCUAUGCCUCGAUUGCUCCUCGAAUCACCGAAACCUAGGUGUACACAUUUCCUUUGUCAGGUCGACGAACUUGGACGUAUGGCAAUGGGCUCAAUUACGGACUAUGAAGGUUGGAGGCAAUGAGUCUGCCACGAAAUUCUUCCAGUCCAACGGUGGCAGCGCAGCCCUCGCCAGCAAGGAUGCCAAAGUCAAAUACACUUCCAACGCGGCGAACAAGUACAAAGAGGAACUGAAGCGUAGAGCAGCGAGAGAUGCCGAAGAAUAUCCUGAUGAAGUGGUCAUCACCGACGAGACCCUUUCGACUCCCGCCGAUGGAUCAUCUGCGACGCCCGCAGGCGAACCAGGCGACGACUUCUUUUCUUCCUGGGACAAACCCAGCAUCAAGAGGCCUAGUAAUCCUCCUUCACGAAGUGGCACUCCACCCGUCGUUUCCCGUACGGCCUCGCCUUUCCUCUCCGCGGGCGGUGCAAACGGCUCUGCGGCACGACCCAAAUCACCUUUGAUCGGCGCCGGCGGCAACGACUCGGAGACUGCCCUCCCGGCUCCGACGGCCAUCCGCACGACAUCCUCAUCUGCGAUCCGGAAAGGACCAACCGGCGGUGCCGGAGCGAAACGGACGAACGUGUUGGGUGCUAAAAAGACGCAAAAGUUGGGCGCGAAGAAGGUCGUCGGUGAAGAAAUCGACUUUGAGGCCGCCGAAAAGGCGGCAAAGGCCGAAGCGGAGAGAAUAGAGAAGCUUGGAUACGAUCCUGAAGCCGAAAAGGCGGAAGAUUUGGCCAGAAACAAGUCUUCCUCUUUCGGCGCCGCAACCAAGGAAACAAACUCAACAUCUUCUGCCACCUCACAGGCAGGCCCAGCGUCUAGUGCCGCUCAUACACGCAGUCCCAGCGAGGUCGAGCGACUGGGCAUGGGAAUGGGUAGACUUGGUUUCGGGCAGAUUGGGUCGAAAGGUGGUGCCGGUGCUGCCUCUUCUACAGCACCAGCACCGAAGAAACUCGGCUUUGGCAGUGUCGGUGCCAGCAAAGCACCUGUCGAAGGUGAAUUUUUUCCCCCCGUUGCUUCCCUCUCAUCUCUCUGUCCGAUGCUUGUCGUCCGAUACUGACAAACCACUUUUUCAUAAAGACGAAUCAGAACAGUACGCGCGCCAGAAAUUCGGGACCCAAAAGGGCAUAUCGUCCGACGAGUUUUUCGGCCGCGGUGCGUUCGACUCCAACGUCCAGGCCGAGGCCAAGACGCGCCUUCAAGGGUUCGAGGGCGCGACGAGCAUCUCGUCCAACGCCUACUUUGGGCGCCCCGAGGACGACGUGACCGGCCUCGAGAACGGCGAGUACGGCGACCUCGAAACCGCGGCCAAGGACUUUGUUCGCAAACUCGGUCUCACGGCCGGCGACGACCUCGAGAACCUGAUCAACGUGGCCGGCGAGGGUGGGAGGAAAUUGAGGGGUGCCGUGGCGAGGUAUUUGAACAGUUAGAUUGGGACACACUCAUCAUCUCGGAUUUCACAUUACAUACCCACCUAGGUGGUGUUGUUGUUGUCGUUGUUCAGAGAAGAGUCUCACAUGACGAACGAGAAAAAAACCUGUCAAACAGGUAUCGGUACGGGUUCGAGGGAUUAGCUAGGGAAGCGAGGGUUGGCAAGAAUUUUCUUCUUCUUUUUCCUGCGACAAUGAAAACGAGUUUUUGUUGAAUAUUAGAGCUCACGCAAAAUGAUGUCUACUCUGUAUCCGUACCAGUUGCAUUAAAUACCUAGGUAUGCAGUACUUCUAUUCAAGUGAAACGAGUACACACUCCUCCCAGCCCAAACC
Exophiala oligosperma is the source of this 2016-nucleotide messenger RNA. RefSeq lists its product as hypothetical. The coding region runs from base 87 to 1313 and encodes 408 amino acids. Gene Ontology annotation, molecular function: GTPase activator activity. NCBI's taxonomy places the organism in Eukaryota, Fungi, Ascomycota, Eurotiomycetes, Chaetothyriales, Herpotrichiellaceae. The record is from RefSeq and is a predicted model, not a curated record. Gene Ontology annotation, biological process: COPI coating of Golgi vesicle. The transcript is spliced from 4 exons.